CCUCUAUUUCUAUCCGAUACUCUUUCGUAAAUUGAAAUCACUGUCAUUUGCGAACACACGGUCACUUCAAACCCUACUCUCUCUCUCUCUCACACAUACCUGACCAUGGCGUCUAGGAGGCUAUUCGCCUCCCUUCUCCGAUCCUCUAUUCAGCGCUCUACCCCCAAAUCAACAUUUUCAAACACUAGAUCGGCAUUACACCGUCCAUCUCCGAAGGGUUAUAUAUUCAAUCGCGCCGUAAACUAUGCUACCUCCGCCGCGGCUCCAUCGCAGACGGCGCCGCAACCACCAGCAAAGGUUGCUAGUGGGCCCAGCGGAAAGAUUACCGAUGAGUUCACGGGUGCCGGAGCGAUUGGGAAAGUGUGUCAGGUGAUUGGGGCCGUUGUCGAUGUGAGGUUCGAUGAGGGUUUGCCUCCGAUCUUGACGGCCUUGGAGGUGUUGGAUAACCAGAUCAGACUUGUGCUUGAGGUGGCCCAGCAUUUGGGGGAGAAUAUGGUGAGGACCAUCGCUAUGGAUGGAACUGAAGGUCUUGUUCGAGGUCAGAGAGUCCUUAAUACUGGAUCUCCUAUCACUGUGCCUGUUGGGAGGGCCACUCUGGGCCGUAUCAUGAAUGUAAUUGGAGAGCCUAUUGAUGAGAGAGGCGAAAUCAAGACCGACCACUUCUUGCCAAUUCAUCGAGAAGCUCCUGCCUUUGUUGAGCAAGCAACUGAACAACAAAUCCUUGUUACUGGAAUCAAGGUUGUUGAUCUCCUUGCACCCUACCAAAGAGGUGGAAAAAUUGGGCUAUUUGGUGGUGCUGGUGUCGGGAAAACUGUGCUGAUUAUGGAACUCAUUAAUAAUGUUGCAAAAGCCCAUGGUGGUUUUUCUGUGUUUGCUGGUGUUGGAGAACGAACUCGAGAGGGUAAUGAUUUAUACAGGGAAAUGAUUGAGAGUGGUGUCAUUAAGCUUGGUGAUCAUCAGAGUGAUAGCAAAUGUGCUCUUGUCUAUGGUCAAAUGAAUGAGCCCCCUGGUGCUCGUGCUCGUGUUGGGCUUACUGGGUUAACUGUGGCUGAACACUUCAGAGAUGCUGAAGGGCAAGAUGUGCUUCUCUUCGUUGACAACAUUUUCCGUUUUACCCAGGCCAACUCUGAGGUGUCUGCUUUGCUUGGUCGUAUUCCAUCCGCUGUCGGUUACCAACCAACUUUGGCUACGGAUCUUGGAGGCCUUCAAGAGCGUAUUACCACAACCAAAAAAGGUUCCAUUACUUCCGUCCAAGCUAUUUAUGUGCCUGCUGAUGACUUGACAGAUCCAGCUCCGGCAACAACUUUUGCUCACUUGGAUGCCACCACCGUGUUAUCUCGACAGAUCUCUGAGCUUGGUAUUUAUCCUGCUGUUGAUCCUCUUGAUUCUACAUCUCGUAUGCUUUCCCCCCAUAUACUGGGGGAGGAACACUACAAUACCGCCCGUGGCGUACAAAAAGUUCUUCAGAACUACAAGAAUCUUCAAGAUAUUAUUGCUAUCUUGGGAAUGGAUGAGCUCAGUGAAGAUGACAAGUUGACUGUCGCCCGUGCUCGUAAAAUUCAACGGUUCUUGAGCCAGCCAUUCCAUGUUGCAGAAGUGUUCACGGGUGCCCCUGGCAAGUAUGUUGAGUUGAAGGAGAGCAUUACCAGCUUCCAGGGAGUCUUGGAUGGGAAAUACGAUGACCUUUCAGAACAGGCGUUUUACAUGGUUGGAGGAAUUGAUGAGGUCAUGUCCAAGGCAGAGAAGAUUGCCAAAGAAUCUGCCUCCUAGUGAACUGACAUCCCUCUCUUGACUCCUCCUCCUUGUGACAAUUGCAAAAAUGAAUAAUUUAGUUCGUGUUGGCAAUUCUGCGAACACUUGAACUUAAAUUUUCUGAUACCAAAUGGAUCAGGUUUUUGUGUUGCUGUUUCAAUUUCGUUUGCAGGAUUGCCAUUGAGAAAAUGGAACGAAGGGCCUUCCUGCCAAGCCCCCUUACUUUUUUUAUCUUGGCUGAUAAUAAGGGGGCAAAGUUCUGGACUUGUAUAUUUUUUCCUUGAAUUUAUUUUCGGAAUAUUGGAUCCCGAAAUUAUAUGGUAUUUUCAUCAGAUUUAUGCAGAGUGAUGCCUCGGGUGGCCUUUUGUUUGGACAGAAUCAACAAACAAUGCCUGUGUAGCUUGAUUUGUAAUAUCAUUUGUCAGAUGAUCAUCUAACGGCUACAAUC
Ilex paraguariensis (yerba mate) is the source of this 2200-nucleotide messenger RNA. The record is from the annotation of a GenBank genome assembly. Lineage: Eukaryota; Viridiplantae; Streptophyta; Magnoliopsida; Aquifoliales; Aquifoliaceae.